Messenger RNA from Punica granatum (pomegranate), 690 nucleotides. The record is from RefSeq and is a predicted model, not a curated record. NCBI's taxonomy places the organism in Eukaryota, Viridiplantae, Streptophyta, Magnoliopsida, Myrtales, Lythraceae.
AUGGCGGAGGAAAAUCAACUUGCUGUUUUCGAAGAGAAUACACCACCGACGCCGGUUCAUUCUCAACCACCAACGAUGCAUGCGCCACUACCGCAGACUCCCGCAGGCGUGCCACUGGCACAUCAUGGAGCUCCCUCGACCCAUCUUCCGCCACCUGCUUCCUCGGGCACACCCCCGACGUAUUCAGGAGCACCUCUUCCACGAGUGCCACCACCGGCAGUGGUGCCAUCCACAUCCGAUGAUAACACGAGCAUUGCAGCGCACGAGGGCACAGUCAAUCAACUAGCCGCCAACAUGGCCACCAAUAUGGUCGAGCUCAUGGCCCUACUCAAAGGCCCAAACUGUACUUCCUCGAGCUCCACCCCGCCUCCGAGGUAUGGGCCAGCAGUCGACCCAAAUCCAUGGGCCUUGCUGACCUUUGUUCAGGAGAGCGGAGAUGCACUCGCCCCGACAUCAGCCUAUAUACUGGCGGCCUAUUCGGUUAGCAAUCUCCCAGUACCGCCCGCUUUCCUUCAACCGUCUAAUGCCUCGGCGGUCGCCCCUUUCCCACCAACGGCGAUAUCAGGACUGCCCAUGUUCGUGCCCCCACCUGUCAUCGCGCCGGCCCCGGCCCUGAUAUUCACGGUCCCACCAUCGACCACCCACGCUCCUGCUCACACGACUGAACCUUUCCAUUCCCAAGCUCUAUAA